This is a messenger RNA of Macrobrachium nipponense, 1365 nucleotides long. Its product is annotated as zinc finger protein 569-like. NCBI's taxonomy places the organism in Eukaryota, Metazoa, Arthropoda, Malacostraca, Decapoda, Palaemonidae. The coding region runs from base 1 to 1365 and encodes 454 amino acids. The transcript is spliced from 2 exons. The record is from RefSeq and is a predicted model, not a curated record.
AUGUCAUAUGCUGGAACUGGUCUGAUACAGGCUCAGAAGAUGAGUGGAAAGUCUGCAACAAGUGUACCCAAUGAUGAAGUUUCACAGACUUCAGAAGCUGCCAAUGUCGAUAAAAGAUAUGAAUGUACUGCCUGCAGAAAAUGUUUUUCUUCUAAACAUAACCUGACCAUGCACAUGGAUGAGCACUGUGGCAUCAAGAGGUAUAAGUGUGAUCUGUGCAACAAGAGUUUCAGGCAAAAGAGAAGUCUCAAUGCACAUGCACAGAAAUGUAUGCCAAAUGAGCAUAAUUGUAUCAUUUGUAACAUAAACUUUUGGACAAAGAAGGAACUUUAUGCUCACAUGGAAACGCACAAAGGUGUCUCUUACGAAUGCAUAUUAUGUAGAAAAAGUUUUCCAACUCUGGCACACCUUGAUACUCACACAGAUACUCAUAUGGCGGAAUUAAAGCAUAGGUGCCAUGUCUGCAGUAAAAUUUUCUUUAAUGCUGUCAUGCUUAAGAAGCACCUAGAUUCUCAUUAUAUUGACAAGGAGUAUGAAUGCAUGAUGUGUGGUUUGACAUUUUCAAGUGAAGUUCGGCUAAAAUCUCACAUUAUGGAUCAUGAAAAAGGGAUUACAAAUUGUACUCUCUGUAACCGAAAGUUUUCCUGUCAAGAACGAUUUGAAAAACACAUGGCUGAACAUAAUAGAAAGAAGAAGUAUGUGUGCAAAAUCUGUGGGAAAGGAUGUGUAACUAGCUCUUACCUUAAAGAUCACAUGGAUAUACACGAAGGCAUUAAGAGACAUAGUUGUCCAAUAUGUCAGAAAAAAUUUCGGUUCAGAGGUGCCCUUUCAGCUCACAUGAAUGAGCACAAUUUACCGUAUGAGAGGGUAUUGAAAGUAGGCAAAAGAAACUGCCGUAAAGAAUUUAAGUCACAAAAUGGGGAGGAUGUUGUUGUGCCUAAUAAAAAUAGUGUUGAUCUUGACUUUGAUUCUGGAAAUGAAGUGGGUGGAGUGGAUCUUGGAAGUGGAGUGGGAGAAGCACAAGUUGAUAGUUUUGAUACAUAUUCCGAAUCAUGGCACAAGAAGAAAUAUUCACCUAAUAGAGAAAACAGUCCUAAUGGUUCAGGAUUACAGAACAUUGGAUAUGAUCCACAGAAGUGUGCUAAAACGCACAAGUGUCCAGUAUGUAAAAAGGAAUUUAUGCUUAAAAGUACCUUGAAGCUUCACAUGAAUGUUCAUGAAGAAAAGAAAUAUUUUUGCCCUAUUUGCAAUAAGAAAUUUAGUUAUAAGUGCAACCUUAAUACCCAUAUAAAAAUGACCCACAAGUCUUUACAAUCAGUUCCUAACGUAUCAUCUCCAGAUAAUGUUAGUGAGAAAUCAACUUGA